UAUUGAAGACCAAAAAUGGUGUUUGCAAAUAUUCAACCAAUUAAUGCAUUAUGCAUUUUUAUGUUGACUGACUUUUGUGAUGAGGAACACCUAUUAUUUUAUUAUUAUUUUAUGAACGAGGAACACGUAUUCUUUUAUGUACAUUUGGAAUUAUUAUACAUGAAUAUCCACGCAGGAAGUUUUUAUUUUUAAUUUAUUGUAAAAUUAUCUUGACUUGUAUAAUUUAGGUUGGUCUUUGGAGAAUAUGGAAGAUCACUAUGAAGACAAACCACCAAUGGAGGGUCAGUUUAGUCAUGAAUUGAAAGAGCCACCUACUCUUUUUCGACCAGUGGCACGUGUCAGUGCUUUCAGUGUAUACAAUCCUUUGGAGUGCCAAGAGCCUGCAUCAUCACUGCAGAGGCCGGUUCCGAUGCAAGGUCCUUUGGUUAACGCAUCAAAACUAGAUAUUGAAAUUUUCAAGCUGCUCAAAGCAGAUAAUUGGGAGCAGUCAGUUCCUAGUCAAUGUGGCCAUGGUUGCUGUAGGACACAAAAUGGCAGGAAAUCUCAAAAAUCUUUGUUAGGGCCAGAGUUUGUUGAGUAUUCAGAGCCUCCUUCAUUUCCAAGUUUGGAACUGGCUGCUAUUGCCACAGAUAUAAGUAACCUUGCUUGGCUUAAAAGUGGGUUGGAGAAUAGCAGUAUGAGAGCAAUGGGUGGUACAACUGGAAAAAUAUCUCAAAUGCCAGUAAGCUUUUUAAAGAGAGUCGAGUGAGUAAAUAUUUGCAUUUUCAACAGAGAAGUGAUUACUUUAUAGGCAUGAAAACCAACAAACCACUUGCAUCAACCAAGACUGUGAAUGACUGCUCUACUACAAGAUAAAAUUUGGGGUUCAUACACAUGUGAAUGGUCCUAUCCCCUGUUUAGGGACAUGUAAGCAACAGGAAAAUCUAGAUGAAUGGUUAUGAGUCCUAGAAAUGUUUGUAUUUCAGGAUUAGUGUUGUGCAGCCAAGUUAAUAUUUCCUGGCCAAGAAUCAUGGAUAAAGUAAAUUGAAGAAAAAAAAAAAAUUGCAGGAGACUUAAGCAGCUUUUGGCUUUGGUACCAAAUCCUGUUGUCUGGAAUACCUAUGCAAUAAUGGCAAACUAUAUUUUCAUAUUGAAGAGGGUUAAUUUCAUAUGGUGGUGGGAACUCACAGUUCCAUCAAAAUCUCUUAUUUCUUUAUGA
This is a messenger RNA of Ziziphus jujuba (common jujube), 1198 nucleotides long. RefSeq names its product transcription factor MYB1. The transcript has a single exon. The record is from RefSeq and is a predicted model, not a curated record. The coding region runs from base 245 to 748 and encodes 167 amino acids. NCBI's taxonomy places the organism in Eukaryota, Viridiplantae, Streptophyta, Magnoliopsida, Rosales, Rhamnaceae.